Penicillium maclennaniae is the source of this 1374-nucleotide messenger RNA. RefSeq names its product aminotransferase family protein. NCBI's taxonomy places the organism in Eukaryota, Fungi, Ascomycota, Eurotiomycetes, Eurotiales, Aspergillaceae. The coding region runs from base 1 to 1374 and encodes 457 amino acids. The record is from RefSeq and is a predicted model, not a curated record. The transcript has a single exon. Gene Ontology annotation, molecular function: pyridoxal phosphate binding; transaminase activity.
AUGGCGGACCUAAACAAGAGAGACCGUGCUCAUCUCCAUCCCUUCACCUCCAUCUCUAAGGAUCGUGCUCUGGGCCUCCAAAUAGAGCAUGCACAAGGAAUCCACGUCUACUCGAACCACGGAACAAAAUACCUCGACGCACUCUCGGGCCUAUGGUGUGUCAACGUCGGCUAUGGACAGUCGCAGCUUUGCGAUGCAAUCGAGAAGACGUCACGACAGAUCUCCUUUGCGCAUACGAUGUUCGGUACUUCGCACGAGGCUGUGACAUUACUUGCUGACAGACUUCUCCACCUUUCCAAGUCCGCAGACAGCAUCAACGAUGCCAAUACUAGUUCUAAUCCUAUGCGAAAAGUGUUUUUCGGUCAUUCCGGCUCAGAUGCCAACGAUACCAUCCUGAAAAUAGCCCGUCUAUACUUCUUGACCCAGGGUCAACCACGCCGGACCAAGUACCUCUCCUGUGUGGAUAGCUACCACGGCACGACUUUGUCAACGGCCAGUCUGUCGGGUCUACCGGGUCAUCAUCGCAACUUUGGCCUGCCGGAUUCUUCAUUCCUGCACGUUUCGGCACCAGAUGUGUUUGAUGCGCUCACGCGGCAGGGAUUCCUCUCUGAAGACGCUUAUGUUGACUAUUUGGUUGACGAGAUGGAGGAGGCCAUCACUGCCGCUAAUGCUGCUGGUGGAGACGGAGAGGAGACCAUCGCUGCGUUCUUUGCCGAGCCUGUUAUGGCCGUAGGGGGAAUUUUACUUCCACCGGCGACGUACUUCCCGCGGAUCAAGGCCGUGCUGGACCGACACGGCACCUUGCUCAUCGUUGAUGAUGUGAUCUGCGCUUUUGGGCGGCUCGGACACUGGUUUGGUUGGCAGACUACUAACGUUCAGCCGGACAUGGUCUCCUUGGCCAAGGGUCUGACGAGCGGGUACAUGCCUAUGUCGGCGGUGUUAGUUGGCGAGCGUGUCUGGUCAGUAUUCGAGCGGUAUGAGUCUCAAAUUGGUGUCUUUGGUCAUGGUUUCACCAUGUCAGGCCAUCCAGUAGCUGCUGCGGCUGCAUUGGCGAACAUCGACUUCAUUGAGGAGAACAAACUUCUGGACAGGGCCAGGGAGAUUGGUUCAUUCCUGCUGCAGACCUUGACGAACGCUACUCGACACAUUGCCACCGUCGUAAAUGUGAGAGGGAGAGGGAUGCUCGUAGGAAUGCAGCUGGCCGGGCUAGAUGCCAGCGAGGUCUCCCGCCGUUGUCUAAGCAUGGGUUUGAUCGUUCGGGCUAUUGUCGGACGGAACACAGUUGCGCUGGCUCCACCGUUGAUCACCACCAUGGCAGAUGUCCUGAUCAUCGUGGAAACGAUCUGUAAGGCUCUGUCUAGUAGUCAGCAGUAA